Molecule: messenger RNA, 1281 nt
Organism: Tarenaya hassleriana
Lineage: Eukaryota; Viridiplantae; Streptophyta; Magnoliopsida; Brassicales; Cleomaceae
Product: probable polygalacturonase
Biological process (GO): carbohydrate metabolic process
Molecular function (GO): polygalacturonase activity
Source: RefSeq, a predicted model, not a curated record
AUGAAGAUGCCAGUGGAAUUGUUGUUGCUACUGGCAUUCACCAAUCAGUUGAUCAGAGCAGCCACCGGCGAAAGCAACAGCAACGCAAUAUGCAAGGAAAGAUUCAGACCAGACACGAGGCCUCACAGUGUUUCGGUAUCGGAGUUUGGAGUGGUUGAGGAUGGGAAAACGUUGGACACAGUUGUGUUUUAGAACGCCAUUUUUUACCUGAAGUCGUUUGCGGAUAAAGGAGGAGCUCAGCUCUACAUUCCACCCGGGAAAUGGCUCACCGGAAGCAUCAACCUCACCGCCAGCCAUCUCACUCUCUUCUUGGAGAAAGGCGUCAUGAUUCUCGCCUCCGGGGAUCCAUCGCAUUGGGACAUUGUGGAUCCACUCCCAUCCUAUGACCGAGGCAUUGAACUUCCUGGAAAGCGAUACCGAAGCUUAAUAAACGGUGAUAAUCUUCAGGAUGUGGUCAUUACCGGUAAUAACGGGAUAUUUGAUGGCCAGGGCGAGAUCUGGUAGGAAUGGCUGGAGUCGGGCUCUCUGAACUUCAGCCGACCUCAUCUCAUGGAAUUCAUCUCAUCCAAUUACAUAUUCAUUUCGAAUAUCACGUUCCGAAACGCACCUUCAUCCAGGCUAUUGCAGAAACGAUGUUGUUUUAAGCCCCAUGUACAUAUUUGGAAGGUUUUGAUCGAGACAACUGUAGAUUCUCCUUACGUCCUCGGAGUCAUUUCAGAUUCCUCGGACUCGACCAUCAACACCGGUCAUGACGCCAUCUCUCUCAAGAGCGGUGGGGGUGAGUACGACAUCAGCUACAACCGCCCCACUUCCCCCAUGCAAUUGCGGCGGCUCAAUCUCAAGUCCCCCACCGGCGGCGAAAUCUCCUUCGGGAGCGAAAUGUCCGGCGUUACAGCCGACGACCUCCGUAUCAGUAGCUCCCUAUUCGACGUCUCAUUCAGAACCACCAGAGGCCGAGGAGGGUAUAUACAUAAUAUCACGAUCUCCGACGUCGAUCUCGCCAGAGUUGACACCGCCAUUGUUGUCGGCGGCCACGUCGAGUCGCAUCCGGAUGAUGGGUACGACCCGGGUGGUGUGUCCCAGAUCGUGCUGCGCAAUUUCACCAGAUAAGACGUGGGCUUGGCUGGACAUCUGACAAGCUUACUUCCAACACCGUUCAGGUCGAUAUGCUUGUCGGAGAUUCAUUUGUUGAUGCGUAUCGAGUCUUCCGCUUCGUGGGUUUGCUCGUAUGUCUCUGGGUUUUCUGAUGACAUGUCACCGGUGUUGGUUGUAAUGCUCUAG